GUCCCACAGCUCCCACUAGAGCCUACCGCACAGGCUCAGAGACCAUAUGCUGGGAGGGGGGGACUACAUUGUGUCUAUUGUAUGUUAUUUUCUUUUUUUUUCCUCUGGCAUUUUGUACAUUUGACGGGUGGUUUAAAUUGGGAGCGAAAAACAUGGCAGAUGAGCAGGAAAUUAUGUGCAAACUCGAGAGCAUCAAGGAGAUCAGGAAUAAAACUUUGCAGAUGGAAAAAAUAAAGGCACGGCUAAAAGCAGAAUUUGAAGCCCUGGAGUCUGAGGAGAGGCACCUGAAAGAAUACAAACAGGAGAUGGACCUGCUGCUGCAAGAGAAGAUGGCCCAUGUGGAGGAGCUGCGACUGAUCCAUGCUGAUAUUAAUGUGAUGGAGAACACCAUCAAGCAGUCUGAGAACGAUCUCAACAAGCUCUUGGAAUCUACUCGUCGCCUGCAUGAGGAGUACAAACCCCUGAAGGAGCACGUAGAUGCUUUGCGGAUGACUCUGGGAUUGCAGAGGCUGCCAGAUCUAUGUGAGGAGGAAGAGAAACUGUCCCUUGACUACUUUGAAAAGCAGAAAGCAGAAUGGCAGACAGAACCACAGGAGCCUCCGAUCCCGGAGUCUCUGGCUGCAGCUGCAGCGGCUGCUCAACAGCUGCAAGUGGCUCGGAAACAAGAUACCAGACAGACAGCAACUUUCAGACAACAGCCACCUCCAAUGAAGGCAUGUUUAUCGUGUCACCAACAAAUUCAUCGGAAUGCACCCAUAUGUCCGCUCUGCAAAGCAAAGAGCCGAUCUCGGAAUCCCAAAAAGCCCAAGAGGAAACAGGACGAAUGAAACCCAGAAGGCUGACAAGAAAACAUGUGCCCUGUUCCAGUACCCUUCCAGUAGAACUGCAAAUGUGGCCAGACUUUACUGAAGUGCAAACUCAAGUAUGACCAACCCAUUGUUUUCUAUUUAAUGCAAUGUAAGCACAAUGUUCCUGUUCUGUCUUAAUUUCCUUCCAGUCCUUAGGAUUUGGUUUUAGGAAAGUAAGUAUUACUGGUGCUACAGUUUAACAUUUCAGUCAUUCCAUCUUUUGGACUUCUAAACACAGUAGAAUUCUUAUGCAGAUAUCCUAAAUGCCAGGCUAUUCCUAUUGGCCAAAUGUGAUUACCACAAAUGCUUUUAUGUUCUCUUUUUAAAAACAGAUGUUACUAAAAAAUCUGUUUUCUUCUGGUAACAGGAGACUAUUUGAAGUGCUGAAAUAGCAAGCUGUCUGUUUACUUCACUACAGAACAAUUUGUUUUCCAAGCUGGUAAGACUGUAUAGGUUUGGAUAACCAGUAGAGCUCUUUUUAUACAGGGAAAAAGAGAAAUAGGUUAUACAGGAAAUCAGUGCAUUAAGGACACACGUGAGUUUUGAUUUAAUGGAGUUUGAUUGUACCAUUCCAUCAAACUUGACAAAAUUUGGAAGAGGGAUCAAGUUGCUAGCUGUGUAUGAAUUUCUAAAAAUUGUGUAAUUUGUGAGGCUUUAACAUCUUAGUAUGGUAUUAUUUUCAGCAGUCAGAAGACUGAUUGACUUAAGUACAAGGCUCAAAUGAACUGUAUUAAUGGUCCUCCUAGGCUCCGUGGCCAACCAGAUCACUGUGGUUCUCUAGGAAACAUGCAUGAAAUAUCCCAAAUCUCUAUGCACACAGGCUGCAAUAUGAGCCCCUGUGCACAUCUUCUAUUCCUGGUUUCUCCAGCCAAAAUCUCCUUUGGUAGACAUAUCCUCCACUGGAGCACAGGAAAAUUCAGUUACAUGCACCAGGAACGGUGUCAACUAAAAAUGAUAAUUUCACCAGAACUGCCUGGCUUUGGUGUCAUUGUCGUCCCUCAACCAAAACGUGCUAUUUUUGUAUCUUUUAAUAGGUAAUUUUCAAGUAAGCUUUAUUUCAGUCCAGUUUUUUUUUUUUUUUGCUCCGUAUGUGUGCCAAAAGAACCCUGACUAAAGGAUCCUUUAGACUGCUCCCUGUAUCAGUCUUCUCUUUGUUUCACCUCAUCUAACAACAGCUCCUCCAAUGGGGACAAUGGCACUGACCCAAAUACAGAAGCAAGGCUUAGAACUUACUCAUUUCUAAUCCCAGUUUUGUCACUGCCUUUGUUGUCUAAAUUGAUCUCAAGUAUUAAAUAUUCUUUUCACUAACUUCAGGAGGAAUGGACUGCCUGUUUACAUUCUUCCUCUUUAGCCCAGGUAUUCCUCUACUAUUAUGCUAGAGUGGUUAUAUUGAGAACUUUGCUUGUUAAAUAGGAAGAACAGAGAAGUCCCAAAUCUCUCAUCAGAACGUUGACAAAUGCUGGGGACUGUACAAAUCCACAUAAACAAAUUUUGCUGGCCAAAUCACAUACAUCAUCAUUAAUUUCCCAACUCUACCACAAAGUACAUGAGUAUUUUAUUGAAUAUAGACCUAUAAUUUACACCAAGUUCAGUUGGUAUUCUCCCAUUUUAAUGUUUCAUAGCCAAAUCUGUCAACAGCAGAGAGAAUGAUGACCAUGUGCUCCUGAAAAUAUGUGAAGAGCAGAUUCUGUUGGCUGAACUACUGGGAUUCAGUCCCUGUGAGAUAGCAAUAGUGGAGGAUAGCCUGACCCCAUGCUCCAAAUAGCAGUACUGCACUAACUCGAUCAUUAUGCGUGUUUUCUAACACAAAUACUGGAUUCUACUUUUAACUGGCAGAGUGGCCACAUGCUGUAUCUCCUGUUCAGAGCAAUUCCUACAGAGUUUAAGGGAAAAUGCACACAGAGUUAAAGGACCGUACAUGGACUUGCCAAAAGUGCAUACAUGAGAGCAGCAUACUUUGAUGACACCUGUACGUAAAUUUAAGUAGUAGUGACAAUGGAGAAUGGGCAAAUGGUCUGCGAUGAAGUAGUGUGAAUAGAAGGAUAGAUUUGUAGAAACUUAGACUUACAGUUCUGAAAUAGGGUUAGUCAUAGCUGCUCUCACAUUGCUGUUACUUUGCCAGGUUCCUUCUUUCUUGGGAGAUCUCUAGAGCUCUAAAUUGAAGUAUGCUUAAGGAUGCACCAUUUACUAAUUUAGUAUGGCGGUUUUGUAUUUUUACUUCUUUAAACUAGUCUCUUGUGCCCUCGUGUUUAACAAGGCUUGUUUUUUUAAAAAAAGAAAAACUGUGAAUAUGACAUAUUGUGCUUGUAUCAAUCACGCACUGGCGUUUGCAAACCUGUUUUCACAUCCUUUAUGAAGUUCUGCCAUAUGAAUCGCGUGCGUUGCUGAGAAUGAGUCUAACUGAAUACGAGUCAGCAGUGUGCCCUGGCAGCCAAAAGUGUCAACUGUGUCCUGGGGUGCAUCGAGCACAGCACAGCUAGCUGGUCAAAGAAGGGAUUGUCCCACUCCACACUGCACUGGUGCAGCUCCACCUCGAGUACUGUGUGCAGUUUUUGGCACCUCAGUACAAGGAGGACAUCAAACUAUUAAGAGUGUGUCCAGAGGAGGGCAACCAAGAUGGUGAAAGGUCUCAGCAAGACUUACAAGGAACAGCUGAGGUCACUUGGUUUGUUCAGCUUGGAGAAGAGAAAGGUGAAGGGGAACCUCAUCACAGUCUACAACUUCCUCAAGGGGAACAGUGGUGGGGGAGCUGCUGAUCUCUCUCUGGUGACCAGUGAUAGGACACCAGGAAACUGAAUGAAGCUGCAUCAGGGGAAAUUCAUUAUGGACAUUAUGGAAAGAUUCUUCACUGAGAGGGUGGUCGGUCACUGGAACAGGUUCCCCAGGGAAGCAGUCAUGGCAUCAAGCCUGUCAGAGUUCAAGGAGAGUCUGCAUGAUACUCUUAGUCGUGUGGUUUAGUGUUAGGUAGUCCUGCAAGGAGCAGGGAGUUGGACUUGACGAUCUUUAUGGGUCCCUUCCAACUCGAGAUAUUCUAGGAUUCCAAUUAUUUGAAGAAGACAAAAUCUGUAUUAUGUAUUAAGGGAUCCUGGGGGUUGGAUGAGGGAGCAAAGCAGUAUCUUUCAUAGGGAACCAGUAUUGUCCUUUUCUCUCACAGAUUAAUUAAGGAAGUUUAACUGAAGAGCUCUUCUCGUGACAGCCCCGUGCUCUUUUCUCCCAGGCACCUUUCUCAAGAGACCAGAGGGAUAAUUAUGCAAUACUGAUUUCUUGGUUUUUAGUCAGAGGAGGAAGCUGUCUGAAGUAUAGUUCUUACCAGAAGUCUACUGCAUUUUUGAUCUAUGGAACAGCAAUGGCUUCUUCCUUUGUACCUAAGGUCCUCUGAGGAUGCUUCUUCACUUGGCUCAAAUUAAUUUUUACUUGGGUUAAAUUCUCUUAAUAUCCACAAAGAGACCCUUCUCAGAACUUACAAGACUUUGAUGUUACUAAAGUCUGGUUUGACCCUGGCUUUGUCAUGCCCUUUUCAAUGGGUAUUUAAGCAACAACAAAAUCACUGAAUUCUUUUGUUAUAGAUGGUUUUCAGGGUCUUUUCCUGGUUCCUCACUUGCCUCAAAAGGAUAGUUCUGUUGCUCAGCAACCAAACAGCAAAAAAAAAAAAAAAAAAAAUCACAAGACUCUACCCUGCCCCCUACUUUAAGCUCAUGCUAAAAGCAUAUGAACACUCUACUGUGUCUAAAGGCUUCGCUAUAGAAAUUUUUGUACCCAAGCUGGGAUAGAUCAGUUUUUCAAACUUUAGUGCCAAGGACUCCCUUAACUAUAGAGAAAAUGUAAGACAAAUUUUAAUACUUGCACUUCCUGAAUUCAACUUUAGCUUUCUAAACAGGACACUGACUGAGCCUGCCCACAGCUUCAAGUUCCAGAAUCUAAUUUUGAAAGAAUAGCCAUUGAUGCGUUACUCUAAAUAACAGAAUAUUUAAACAGUGCUUUACUAGCACUUUAAAUAAAGUGCUUUCCUUUACAGUUUUCUAAUUCUUCCAACAUAAGUUUUCAUUUUAGCAUUUAGUUAUUUUAGCAAUAUCUGGCAUUUUCACUGGCUUCUGUGUUUUAAAUAUUUUACUCCAGUGCCCAGUAGGAGUAACAGUGUGCUGCUACCUGUUUAAUUUGUCCGUAGAGUCCUUUUUAAUAAAUGUUUGUUUCAUGUCA
Molecule: messenger RNA, 5045 nt
Organism: Tyto alba (common barn owl)
Lineage: Eukaryota; Metazoa; Chordata; Aves; Strigiformes; Tytonidae
Gene: ZC4H2
Product: zinc finger C4H2-type containing
Exons: 5
Coding region: 153-827 (224 amino acids)
Biological process (GO): positive regulation of neuron differentiation
Cellular component (GO): nucleus
Source: RefSeq, a predicted model, not a curated record